Molecule: messenger RNA, 2645 nt
Organism: Trichoderma virens Gv29-8
Lineage: Eukaryota; Fungi; Ascomycota; Sordariomycetes; Hypocreales; Hypocreaceae
Exons: 1
Coding region: 148-2382 (744 amino acids)
Source: RefSeq, a predicted model, not a curated record
GAAAUAAAAGAGCGAGCAGGGCGGAUAUCUAAGAAUUAUAAAACUCUUCAUGAAAUAUUACUUCGCCAUGAACCGAUUAUACAAGCCCGCUGGGCAAAGAAACGACUUGGCCAAAGGCAAACGUUUCUGCUUCAACUAUGGCCUGACAUGCCACAAAAUCAUCGCCCCGACUUUUACGUCUUUCGGAGUUCAAGAGCCCAGAGAGGCAAUCGGAAAUACCGGCACUGUUAUAUGUUGCCACAUAUCAACCAGAAUGAUCUAACUAUGCAAGAUUCACUACCACUAUUGAUCAAUUCUCGCGCAUUCUACACGCCCUCUCAUUUUGUUGACAUUGAUUUGCAAUCCAUGAAGCUAGGGCUGCAGACGGGAAUCCUGAAAUCAGUCUCCCUCCCUGGGUAUUCAAUGGUUCUCUUAGACGCUGAGACCAUAGAUGAUUAUGGCAAACUUGUCGAUAUAUCAAAGUAUUCAGAAGAGGAAAUUUUGGAUCUCGACAAGACACAUAUUACCCCAUAUUAUGGAAUUCUCCUUUUGGAGGCGCAAGACAGGCUUAUGGCAUUUCUGGUCAGCUGUUGCAAACAAAUAUUGCAUGACAUUCCAGAAGAAAAUCUCGUCUCUGAGAAAUUCCCAAUCUCAAUUGGCUCACCAAAGUUCCUGAACAACAGUGGUGUAUAUGGUCCAGCCGUGAUGGCGGCACAGGCGCCCUAUCGAGUUCCGGGGAAGCCUAACUUCAAGCAGAUUGGAUUACUGCUUGGCGCUAAAAUGGAACAAAUAAAAGACCAUCUCUUGAAUUUGCGAGAAGACCCAGCUUAUUUUGCUAAUACUAUCAAGAUGAUGAAAGACUAUUCGGCAAAAGUCUGGGAUGUGCAUACAAACACUCACUUCCUUCUCAGCGGCAAGAGUAAGACUAAUUUGUUCUCCUUUCUACAAUAUAUGAUUGCAAAGCCUUACGCGGAUUUCGAGUUCUUUUCGGACUUGUACGAAAAAAACCAGCAACUAGAAAGAUUGCAUACCGAAUACGAAGCAGACAUAAUACCGUUCAAGGGUGUGCCUGAUGAGAUUUUGAAGGCCCUGUGCAAGUAUCAGAUGAGUCUAUGGGAGAGCAUCGACUUUAGGCGAUUAAUCCUCAUACGGGUCAUCCGAAGCUCUUCAGUGUGGUUCCGACAUUUUAAUGAUAGUGCAGAUAGUCUGAAUUCUUUCAGGCGCGACGUGGGCAACUAUAAGGCGAGUUCAGUUCGCCGUCACUUGAUAUGGUUGCUCCAGUGUGUAACUGAAUGGGACCCAAAAUUGCCCAGACUUAUCAAGCCUUAUCAUUUAAUCUUGCCUUUAUUGAUGGACGGGAUAGAGACCCUUCGAGAAAAUGAGCCAGAGGCAUGGGAGCUCACAUCUUCUCUCAUAGGAGAGAUUAUAGAUGAGCUAGCAAUUCUCACAAAAUGUAUGGAGAAGGUCAAUUUGUAUCUUCUUCAGACACGAAGAUACGAGCGCCCUACUGCAGGGGGAAAAAGCAUAUACACAAAUUUAGUCAACGAUGAAUUGGAUUACCUUCAUCCUCUACUCGCGUUGGAACAUGAGGCCUAUUUUAGUGUUACUGAAUUUGAGGAAAUUGCAACCAAGACAUUGGUCUAUCCAUGGGAUAAGCGCCGGACCAAAGAAAAUGUGAGGGCGAUGCAGAAAGCUGAACGAGACUUGGACACAUUUUGGGACGCAGCCGAUUCAUUUAUAUUCAACAAAAUUAAACUGUUUCAUGAGUUUCCUGUCGGGAAGCAUAUAACAAGCAUAAAAAAAACCCUUCAACGAACGCCAGAUUGGAUUGAGGAGGAGGGAUCUAUAAUACCAAGGCCUGUCAGACAAAGGAAAGCAAGUCAGGGUGAUGAUGAGGACUAUAAGCCUCCAUUUGCACCUUGCGAUGACCAAAGCGAUAGUCCUGGAAAAUUCAGGCAAGACAGUCGUCAUUGCCUUCAAAUCAAGGUCAAAACAAAGGGUCAAGCUCACAAAGCUGUUGCACAAGUUGAUGUGAGAGCUAUUGAGGAGGUUACAUCUGAAUCGAUACCCCUCAUUCCCGUUGAUAAACGAGCACUUAAAGUGUUUCGUGUUCUGUUCUACAAUCCAGAUGUGACUUCUUCACCAGGAGAGGUUCCCUGGAACGACUUCAUCCACGCCAUGGUCUGUAUCGGGUUCUCCGCGCAGAAAUUGCAAGGAUCAAUUUGGCAAUUUAGCAGGUUGAAUCAUGGUGGGCAUCAGACUAUUUUGUUCCACGAGCCUCAUCCACACAAAAAAGUGCCUUUUUGUGCUGCAAGAUCCAUUGGAUGGAGAUUAAAUAGGCAUUUUCAAUGGUCUUUGGAGAGUUUUGUGUUGAAAAAGAAGCAGACGGAGGUUUUGGAGUGAGGUCACUUCAAAUAUUGAGUAGCUGGACAAAGAGAUGAAGCCCAGUCUGCUAUUGUUUAUCAUUCUUUCUCUCGUUUACCUAUUUUUGCUGUUUUGCUGUUUUGCUGUUUUGCUGUUUUGCUGUUUUGCUGUUUUGCUGUUUUGCAAUUUCAUUCAGUCUUUACCGUUUAUCUUGGCUGUCCUGGUCGCCGUUAUUAUGAGAAUGUGAUUUAAUGAUGGGACUUGACACUUCAGACACUUUCCACAAAUGUCUAGAACUGCUG